Messenger RNA from Saccostrea cuccullata (small rock oyster), 593 nucleotides. RefSeq lists its product as uncharacterized. Lineage: Eukaryota; Metazoa; Mollusca; Bivalvia; Ostreida; Ostreidae. The transcript has 5 exons. The record is from RefSeq and is a predicted model, not a curated record. Bases 68 to 550 code for a protein of 160 amino acids.
AAAAUGUAAUCAAAAAUGAUCAGAAAGACAAAAUGUGCAGCAUUCUUACAAAGUCAAAAGAAGAAACAUGGACUGCAAAAAGUAUUUGAAUUUUCUUUGUCUCGUUGUCGUGAUUCAUGAUUCUAUGGGCCGUGUGCUAAGCAAUGGAGAUUGCUUGUAUUCUAUGAAUGAAACAUCACCAGAUGAUGCGCCUUUUAAUAAAACAACUCAGAUUUGUUGUACAAAAUCAGGAGUUCACAAUAAAUAUUAUAAAGGACACAAAGUGGAAUGCUGUGGGGAUACAACAUACAUACCAGAGAUAGAUCUCUGCUGCGAUGGAAAAGUUUAUAACAGACCUGACACUGAACGGAUAGGCAAUGGAAAUUAUUCUCGUGAUACGAACAGUGAUGCUAAAAGUGCUUCAAAGUCAUCGUUAAACAAAACGAUAUUGAACAUAAAAUUCCAGAGGUUGAUGAAGCACAAGGGAAGAAACCUCCUCCGAGAUCUUCUGAUCUACAUUGAUAUUGCAAAAGCCAAGAAGUCCUCAAAGAAAACCCAGAAGUUACCUUGACAUGGAAAGACGAGGAAAAACUACCUUUAAAAAAAUGUAUAUA